This is a messenger RNA of Anguilla rostrata (American eel), 1175 nucleotides long. RefSeq names its product urotensin II-related peptide (gene urp2). Gene Ontology annotation, biological process: blood vessel diameter maintenance; regulation of blood pressure. The record is from RefSeq and is a predicted model, not a curated record. Gene Ontology annotation, cellular component: extracellular region. The transcript has 5 exons. Gene Ontology annotation, molecular function: hormone activity. NCBI's taxonomy places the organism in Eukaryota, Metazoa, Chordata, Actinopteri, Anguilliformes, Anguillidae. The coding region runs from base 323 to 859 and encodes 178 amino acids.
CACCGCACAAACACCGCUCCAAAUGUCACAGCCGGGCUUCGAUAGGCCCGGCCCAGCGGGACCGGCCCGGGUUAAAUAGGGGGCCCGGGACCCGAGCGGAGACAGACACGCCGAGGGCAGAACCCGCUAACACACGCGCACGCACGCACACGUACGCACACACACACACACACUCGACAAGCCUUCUGCACAGAGGCGCUCCAGUCACACACGACGGCACGUGUCAGACGGACGGACAGGACAGACGAACGGAUCGCGAGACCAGGACGACAGAGGUGUUUCGUUUCAGCCUCACGAAGAGUACAGAGAUUUAGACGCAGCGAUGCAGAGCGCAGCGGGAUUUCGGCGGUUGCUGGCGGUGGCGGCGGCGGUGGUGAUCGAGAUGGCGGUGAUGGCGGUCAUGGUGCCCGCGGUUCGCGGUGCCCCUGUGAGCCUGGACCAGGACCUGAGCGGGGGAGGUGACAGGAAAGCCCUCUACGCUAUGCAUAGCAGUGAAGACAGACCAGGGAAAAUUUUAUCGUCCGUCAACAGUCCCGAGAAGAGGGACAAGUUCCGAAAGAUCCUAAUGGCCCUGGAAGAGCUUCAGAGAUCCAUGAACAGCACAGCGGGCAGCAGGAUUACCAUGGUGCUCCGGGGUAACAAACCCAAUGUUCGGGGCGCAGGAAAAAAGAACAAAGUGGUGGUAUCAGAGGAAACCCAGAGAGCUGCCACACUGCCCCCUGUGGACGGUGGUGGUACAGUUUCAGCCCCCAGUGAUCGCCCACCAGAGCCCCAGAACCGGGGAGGAAGAAAGUCCCCUCAUUCCCCAAAGAAACCCAAUAAGAGAGUUUGUUUCUGGAAGUACUGCUCCCAAAACUGAUCGGCACUCCCCCCACCCUCUCCACUCUCCACCCCCUCCCUGUGGACCCUCGCACCUGAAUUUCUGCGGAGAGAGCACCCACGCUGCUCCCGCCCCCCCCCCCCCCCGACCGCAGCGCUUAGCAACGCUGCAAGGCGCCGACAAAGACCUUUUCAACAGGUCAUUAGUAAUCUUACUGACAAUACUGCCACCCAGUGCCCUGACUUGUGUACAUUUGACAUUGUACAUGCAACUUUUAACAAUUGAGCCCUGUAGAAAUCAAAUAAAUUGCAACUCAUGAAACAAAAAUAAAUAAAGAGAACUUUAUUUUUCUACA